This is a messenger RNA of Bombina bombina (fire-bellied toad), 4309 nucleotides long. RefSeq names its product single-strand selective monofunctional uracil DNA glycosylase. Gene Ontology annotation, molecular function: oxidized pyrimidine nucleobase lesion DNA N-glycosylase activity; single-strand selective uracil DNA N-glycosylase activity. Lineage: Eukaryota; Metazoa; Chordata; Amphibia; Anura; Bombinatoridae. The transcript has 4 exons. The record is from RefSeq and is a predicted model, not a curated record. The coding region runs from base 212 to 1240 and encodes 342 amino acids. Gene Ontology annotation, biological process: base-excision repair.
AAACUACUAGAUUACUCUGUCCAUCAACGUCAUCAAUGAGUGACACGUCACUUCCGCCCAAAUUGAAGAAUAUCCGGAAAGUUGCCCUUAGUUAUGUCACGUGAUAGCAAUUACGGGAGUUCCGGUUGCAUCGCGCGCGUGCCCGUGGUGUGUCGGCAUAGUUGAGAGGACCUUAUACCAUGGUACAAGAUGCAGAAGUGAACAUGGUGCAAUGACACGGCUUACCUGCCAUUCUGCCUGCUUUUCCCUGUCCGUUACCACUGCUAACCGAGGUCUUGCCGUAAAUCAGAAGGUAGAACCGGCUCCUGCAGUCAUCCCGAGUCACAGGUGCCCAGCCAUGCUUAGCCGGGCCGAGCAUGAAGUCCUUGAGGGCAGAGCACAGAAGCCACUGACUCCCAGCUAUAUGGAAGGUUUUGCCAGCGAAAGGGAUACUGUUAAACAAAAUGAAGAUGGACUGGUGCACUCUGUUGUUUCACCUUAUGAGGAGGGGCCUGCAAACAACUUCCUACAAGUGGAGCUGGAACUGAACUUGAAGUUGAGGAAUUUACUGUUUCAGGAUCCAGUAAAAUAUGUUUACAAUCCCUUAUUAUAUGCCUGGGAUCCCCAUGAGAAGUAUGUGCGGAGAUACUGCCACACCAAAAAGGAGGUGCUCUUUUUAGGAAUGAACCCAGGACCAUUUGGCAUGGCUCAAACAGGGGUACCUUUUGGUGAAGUGAAGCAUGUACGGGAUUGGCUGCAGAUUGAAGGUCUGGUUUGUAAACCAGAAUUGGAGCACCCUAAAAGGCCUAUUCGUGGGUUUCAAUGUCCUCAGAGUGAGGUGAGUGGUGCCCGUUUUUGGGGUUUCUUCAAGUCACUCUGUGGACACCCUGAAGUGUUUUUCCAGCGCUGUUUUGUUCACAACCAUUGUCCUCUCAUCUUCAUGAACCAAUCUGGCAAGAACCUGACACCCACGGACCUUCCAAAAGCACAACGAGAGUCACUACUGGAAAUCUGUGAUGAAGCCCUUUGUCAAGUUGUAAGGACGCUUGGGGUCAGAAUGGUUAUUGGUGUAGGACGAUUCUCUGAACAGAGGGCUAGGAAGGCUCUGGCAUUGGAGGGACUAAAUGUUGCAGUAAAAAGCAUAAUGCACCCCUCCCCUAGGAAUCCUCAAGCCAACAAAGGUUGGGACAGUCUGGUGAGGACCCAGCUUGAGGAACUGGGAGUCUUAAGCUUACUGAAUUGUGGAACAGCAAAAGCAUAAGACACAGUCUAUAUCAGGACUUCACAAGACUGACAAUCAGAGGAAGGUUCUACAUAUUCUUACUGAGUAUUAUAGAGGACUGUAGUUCAGGAGAUGUGCACUGCUGGCUCUGGUCAUCUCCAUUACUUCUAUGCGGUGCACCUCCUGGUAUACAGAGUUUUCAAACACUAACGGCAAGAUUUAGCUCUUGUUAAUUUGCCUAAAGCUAAGAGGAAUUACACAGUGAUAAAGCCUGCAUACUGUUUAAUAAGAUAUAAUCCCCACAUUGUAAAUAACUAACAGCUGCAUUUACCUCUUGUUAAUUUGCCUAAAGCUAAGAGGAAUUACAGUGAUAAAGCCUGCAUACUGUUUAAUAAGCUAUAAUCCCCACAUUGUAAAUAGCUAACAGCUAGAUUUACCUCUUGUUAAUUUACCUAAAGCUAAGAGGAAUUACACAGUGAUAAAGCCUGCAUACUGUUUAAUAAACUAUAAUCCCCACAUUGCAAAUAACUAAUGGCUAGAUUACGAGUUUUGUGGUAAGAGCGGCUCGGUGCUAACUUGCAAGUUAUUGUCACCGCUCACCUCCCUAUAGCGCUGCUAUUACGGGUUUUCAGAAACCCGGCGUUAGCAGGCAAGAAGUGAGCGUUGAGCAAAAUUGAGCUCUAUACCGCACUCCAAUACCAGCGCCGUGGUGAGCUGGUUUUACGUGCUCAUGCACGAUUUCCCCAUAGACAUCAAUGGGGAGAGCCGGCUGAAAAAAAGUCUAACACCUGCAAUAAAGGAGCGUAAAGCUCCGUAACGCAGCCCCAUUGAUUCCUAUGGGGAAAUAAAAAGUUAUGUUUACACCUAACAUAAACCCCGAGUCUAAACACCCCUAAUCUGCCACCCCCAACAUCACCGACACCUACAUUACACUUAUUAACCCCUAAUCUGCCGCCCCAACAUCGCUGCCACCUACAGUACACCUAUUAACCCCUAAUCUGCCGCCCCAACGUCGCCGCCACCUACCUACAUUUAUUAACCCCAAUGUUGCCGCCACUAUACUAAAGUUAUAAACCCCUAAACCUAACCCUAAGUCUAACCCUAACACCCCCUACUUUAAUAUAAUUAAAAUAAAUCUAAUAAAAAUUCCUAUAAUUAACUAAAUAAUACCUAUUUAAAACUAAAUACCUAUAAAAUAAACCCUAAGCUUGCUACAAUUUAACUAAUAGUUAAAUAGUAGCUAUCUUAGGUUUUAUUUUUAUUUCACAGGCAAGUUUGUAUUUAUUUUAACUAGGUAGAUUAGUUAGUAAAUAGUUAGUUAUUAUCUAUUUACUAGCUACCUAGCUAAAAUAAAUACCAAUUUACCUGUAAAAUAAAACCUAACCUUACACUACAAUUAAAUAAACAAUGUUAAUUAAAUACAAUUAACUAAAUUAAAAAAAUAACAAACACUAAAUUACACAAAAUAAAAAAAUAAAUUAUCAAAUAUUUAAACUAAUUACACCUAAUCUAAUAGCCCUAUCAAAAUAAAAAAAAAACCUAGCCUACAAUAAACUACCAAUAGUCCUUAAAAGGGCCUUUUGCGGGGCAUUGCCCCAAAGAAAUCAGCUCUUUUACCUGUAAAAAAAAUACAAACAACCCCCCAACAGUAAAACCCACCACCCACACAACCAACCCCCCAAAUAAAAUCCUAACUAAAAAACCUAAGCUCGCCAUUGCCCUGAAAAGGGCAUUUGGAUGGGCAUUGCCCUUAAAAAGGCAUUUAGCUCUUUUUCGGUGCCCAAAAGCCCUAAUCUAAAAAUAAAACCCACCCAAUAAACCCAUAAAAAAAAAACUAACACUAACCCCCCGAAGAUCCACUUACAGUUUUUGAAGACCCGAAAUCCAUCCUUAACGAAGCGGCCGAAGUCCUUAUCGAAGCGGCCGAAGUCUUCAUGCAGACAGCAUCUUCUAUCUUCAUCCAUCCGCGGCUCCAUCUUUAAGACAUCCGGCGCAGAGCAUCCUCUUCUUUCCACGGCGACCGAAGAAUGAAGGUUCCUUUAAGUGACAUCAUCCAAGAUGGCGUCCCUUGAAUUCCGACUGGCUGAUAGAAUUCUAUCAGCCAAUCGGAAUUAAAGGUGAAAAAAUCCUAUUGGCUGAUGCAAUCAGCCAAUAGGAUUGAGCUUCAAUCCUAUUGGCUGAUUUUUCACCCAUACCGCAAAACUCGUAAUCUAGCCGUAAGGUAGUUACAUUUGGUUUUAUGUUUAAAUAUAAAUAUUGGAUUAUUUUGAUAAUGGAUUAUUGUUUGAAAUAACACGUAAAGAAGGUGAAAGACUUUUUAAUUUAUGAUAAACCUUAUAAGGUUUUGCAACAUUCAACUUUCCAGUUUACUUCUUUUAUCAAAUUUGCUUUAUUCUUAUGGUAUCAUUUGUUGAAGGAGCAGCAAUGUGCUACUGUUUUUUAACUGAACACAUGGGUGAGCCAAUGACAAUCGGUAUAUAUAUACAGCCAUCAAUCAGCAGCUAGAACCUAGGUUCUUUGCUGCUCCUGUGCUUUCCUAGAAAAACAUUUAAGGCUUUAAGCAAACGAUAACAAGAGAAGGAAGCAAAUUAAAUAAUAAACGUAAAUUGUAAAGUUGUUUAAAAUUGUAUUCUCUGUCGAAAUCGUGAAUGUCUAAUGAUGACUUUACUGUCCCUUGAAAUAUCAAUGGGUAAAACAAAGGCACAACUUCUGUUUCUUGCUUGUCAACCACUUAAUGGAAUUUCAAACCAUGGCAGCUUUCAAAAUAUUAUUGAUAUUUUGCAGUAAAAAUAUCCCUACGAUUGUGUGCUUGAAUUACUAACAAAUCCGGCGCCAGGAUCCUGAAAUUUUCUGUCUUUUAUUUUUUUGGAUUAGUCUAUAAGUGUAUAUGUAAAUAAUGUUCCUGAUUCCUAAAAAUAGGUUCCUGGCUCCUAACAUAUCAAUGUAACAGCCUUAAUAUAUAUAUUUCUGUCUCCUCCCAGCAUGUAUUUAAUAUUGUUAUCCUUUUCUCGAUUGUACGUCUUCACAAAUCUACUUUUUCUAUGUUAUUUCUGAUCUAGAACUUAUUUUAAUGUCUUGGUAAAAUAAAAGUAGUAUACCACUAACUGA